Molecule: messenger RNA, 1187 nt
Organism: Toxorhynchites rutilus septentrionalis
Lineage: Eukaryota; Metazoa; Arthropoda; Insecta; Diptera; Culicidae
Exons: 5
Coding region: 210-1061 (283 amino acids)
Source: RefSeq, a predicted model, not a curated record
UCUGCGAAAAUUCGCGCUCAGUAACGUUCGGUUGGUGGCUUAGGAAACGCAUCUUUGCGAUCGAGGUGAAGCAGGAAUUUCCUCCUGCUCUUUGUGCGAUUUUUGUGUCACUGAGUGUGUUGAACUCUCGCAUUUCGCGCUUAGACAACCGUUCGCACGGUUUGUGUUAUAACUAGUUAAACUAACCCUGCACCAGAAACUAUAACAAGAUGAGCCGUCGUAUCGGACUCCGCAGCCGCGUGUAUGCCUCCAAUUUGGGGAUGGUUGAGAACAACUACAAAGAGGCCAUGGCCCGUCUCGAGAAAAGCCGCAGACCCGCGUCGGCCGAUCGCGAGACCUCGACACGCACCUCCCCGCUCCGUACCAAGGCGAUGCUCGAUUUCAACGGCGACGAAAUCGACGAGGGCCUGCAGUUUGCCCGUUCCCGUGCCGCCAAGGUUAUCCACGAGAAAUCCGUCAUCGACUCACGCUCGGAGCAGCUCCGUAGCCACAGUCUCGCGCCGGCCGUUAGCUCUGCCCUGCUGGAGAAUGAGUUCGACGACCAGGUUCAGGCUACUCUGAAUCGCAUCCGAGCCAGCAAGAAUUUGCUGAGUCAGCUCCAGUCCGAAGAUGUUUUGGAUCAGGUCCGCAGCGAAACCCGCUCCAAGCUGAGUGAGCAGACCAGCAAAAAGUUGGCCGAAAAGAUGGCAGUUCUUGAUGAUACCGAUGAUUUAGGCUUGUCCAACGAGAAGCUGUCCGUGAGGAAAUCUUUGAAGAUUAAAUCGGUUACUGACAGCCGAAAGCAGGAUUCCGCCCUCAAGUGGAAGGAUGAGACGGCCGAAUCGUUCGCCGCCAAGCGUGCCAGCGCGACCAGGGCGCGUCUGCUGGAUUUGGACCAGGAAAUGCAGGACAUGGAAGAGAGACAAGCUGCCCGAGCCCGUCGCUCGGCCCAUCUGAAGAAGGUGCUCGCGGAAACUAGCUGCGAUGAGCUGAUCCCGGCCACCACCACCGAUCACUGUGGCACCAAGGUCACCACCGGUAUGGUUAAGUUCAGAACCCAAAAGAAGGUGGUCAGCUUCUAAAUUUUUCGUUUCACCGUCCUAGUUGUAAACAAUCCUUGUUUUAGUUCACACUUCCGUAAUCACUUGUGUAAUGUAUAAAUUUUUGAUGAAAUUGAAAUAAAAUAUAGUUUGUAAGUUGUUCGUAAA